Dentiscutata erythropus is the source of this 319-nucleotide messenger RNA. Lineage: Eukaryota; Fungi; Glomeromycota; Glomeromycetes; Diversisporales; Gigasporaceae. The record is from the annotation of a GenBank genome assembly.
UCCUACCCUCAAGAAAACCCAAAUAUUUGGAGGUUUAGCAGGAAUAAUAUCAGAACAAGCAGAACGUCAGGAUGACGAAACUCGAAGAUUAAGACCAAAUUUUGGAAAUCACUACAUGGCUCGUUCUCGAUCAACAACUUCAUUGAGAUCAGCGUAUUAUACUCACUCCACUCAUGUCACCCCAAUAACUUCAUCUUUAACGGUAAAUUCUUUCCUUCGAAAAGUUUAUGAUAAAUCGCCUAUGGAUGUUAUAGAAGAAAUUUUCAUGGGCACUUUAGUACUAAAUGAAGAUUAUAGUGACGAUGAAAAAUCAAAUUAA